Molecule: messenger RNA, 855 nt
Organism: Kwoniella shivajii
Lineage: Eukaryota; Fungi; Basidiomycota; Tremellomycetes; Tremellales; Cryptococcaceae
Exons: 5
Coding region: 1-855 (284 amino acids)
Cellular component (GO): membrane
Source: RefSeq, a predicted model, not a curated record
AUGGUACCAUUAUCACCUACUGUGAUGUCAAACAUCGCAGGAUACAUGUCUAUAGCUACUUGGAUAGUAGUUUAUUCGCCUCAAAUAUGGGAGAAUUAUCAAUUACAAUCAGGUGAAGGAUUAUCAGUACCUUUUAUAGUACUUUGGUUAUUAGGUGAUAUAACGAAUCUGGUUGGAGGGGCUAUGGCUGGAAUAUUACCUACAAUGAUUAUAUUAGCUGUUUAUUAUACCGUAUGCGAUCUAAUACUUCUUUUUCAAGUAUACUAUUACAGACGUAAACCAUCACCUAAAGCGAGAGAACAUAUAACUCCUAAUGAUGAGACAACACCAUUAUUACCUGAACCUAAACAACCUAAACCAUUAUUACCCCCCUCAUUGGAAUAUCCAAUCAUGUUAUCAUUCGUUCUAUUAGCAGGUGUAGGAGCUUGGUACAUAUCAGACAAUUCAAAUGAUGAAAUUUCUAUACCAGAAAAACCGGAUCAAAAACAUGAUAUUCAAUUAGAAUGGAAAUCUCAAUUAUUAGGUUGGAUGAGUGCCGUCCUUUAUUUAGGUAGUAGAAUUCCUCAAAUCGUGCAUAAUUACAAAACGAGAUGUGCAGGUUUAUCAUUAGCGAUGUUCUUUUUCGCCAUUUCAGGAAACAUAACAUACGUCCUUUCAAUCUUAUUGACAUCAAUGAACCCAAAAUACAUCUUAGCCAAUUUACCUUGGUUAGCAGGAUCAGGAUUGACUGUAUUUUUGGAUCUAUUCGUCCUGGCUCAAUUCGCCAUUUUCAAUUGGCAAGAUAAGAGGAAAGGACAAGUCUUUGCUUCGGAUGGUCAAGAUCAAGAUCAAGAUGGAGAACAAGAUGAAUCGUAA